Molecule: messenger RNA, 998 nt
Organism: Cephus cinctus (wheat stem sawfly)
Lineage: Eukaryota; Metazoa; Arthropoda; Insecta; Hymenoptera; Cephidae
Product: trypsin alpha-3
Exons: 5
Coding region: 87-878 (263 amino acids)
Biological process (GO): proteolysis
Molecular function (GO): serine-type endopeptidase activity
Source: RefSeq, a predicted model, not a curated record
UUGAGAAAAAAGGAUUUCACACGAUCGCGCUAUAUAAGCGACGCGUAGCGUCCCGACGCUCAAGUCACGUUGGGACACGCGGAAAGAUGAGGCAAAUUAUUCUACUGGCUCUGACGCUCGCUGUCUUUCAGCUUGCCAGCUGUAAAGCCUUGGACGAUGGUCUCCUUCCUAGGGAAGUUCGCCUAGUGGAUCAUCGUAUAGUCGGGGGUCAUGCGACCACUAUAGAAAAUCAUCCCCACCAGCUGUCCCUCCAACAGUACAACUCGCACAUUUGCGGCGCUUCGGUCAUCAGCAGCAAAUGGGCCGUAACUGCCGGUCAUUGUGUUGGUGGCUCCGCUAGCAACUACAAACUCCGUGCUGGCAGUACGACUAAGAACGGCGGAACUGCCUAUGCCGUGAAAAGGAUCAUGAGGCACCCAAAGUACAACAGCAACACGAUCGACUAUGACAUAGCGGUUAUUGAGAUCGAGGGUGAAUUCGCUCUUGGGAAAACUGUUAAACCAGUGAAAUUAGCUACUGCCGAACCAACCGAGGGAAGAGUUGUUAGCAUUACAGGAUGGGGAACUACCAGUCAAGGUGGAUACACGUCCAACACUCUUUUGGAGGUUAAUGUUCCUGUAGUCGAGCGUGCCGUUUGCGCCAAAGCCUAUGGCUCCAUGAAUGCACCGAUUACCGAUAGGAUGAUCUGUGCUGGACUUUUGGAAGAGGGUGGUAAGGACGCCUGCCAGGGUGACUCCGGUGGUCCUCUCACUGCUAACGGCGUCUUGUACGGAGUCGUUUCUUGGGGCUAUGGCUGCGCGAGACCAAAGUACCCCGGCGUCUAUACUAACGUAGCUGCUUUGACUGGAUGGGUCAAGGAGCAGACCGGUAGCUUGUAAUACUUUGAAAUUGGCACGUGGGAAUGACGUUUAGAGUUUUCGAAAAAUACGAUACAGGAAUGAUGAUCGGUGGAUGAAAAAUUGUUGAUGAAAAAAUAAAAAAAAAAAGAAUAGCAUAUA